Molecule: messenger RNA, 651 nt
Organism: Strongylus vulgaris
Lineage: Eukaryota; Metazoa; Nematoda; Chromadorea; Rhabditida; Strongylidae
Source: the annotation of a GenBank genome assembly
UUGUCAUUUCUUGAUGAAGAUCAGUCAUGUGAGGAUUUGGAACUACCUAUCUUCAAAAAUGAAGCAAAAAAUAUAUACGCUGCGAGCUCUGCAAUACCUUGCGCCAAUGCCAUUUUCAAGGUGGCUGUAGCCAUAGAUAAACAGCUAGCUCGAUCAGUUCGUCCACCCGAUCAUACUGUGAAGCAGAGGAAGGACUCCUCCAAAGACCGUUCACAAAGGUCUGGCCAUCAUCGUCCGCCAUUCCCUUCUUAUCGUCCUGACGGCCGGAGCGAUUCUGGCGAAGAAGGCAAGAAUGAUGGGGAUCCGAGAAAUGAGUUUGCUGCAAAACUCAGAAAAUUUUUUGCAAUUUCUCUUUUUGCCUACGGAAUUCUCUAUAUGCUUGCCCCAAAACCUGAAGGGCCGGUUGGCACAGAACCUAUAACAUGGAGUGAAUUCGUUAGUCACGUAUUACCUACUGGUCAGAUUCAAAAGAUCAUUGUUUUUCCCGAGAGAGAUGUUGCAUACAUCUACACAUAUGCUGGAGCGAAGACCCGUACCGGCGAGAGGAUGGCAGCAAUCUAUCGAUUGGGAAUCCCAAGUGUGCCUAAGUUUGAAGAGGAAGUUCGUGCUGCAGAAGCUGCUGCUCGCCUACCUCCAGAGUACUGGACACCU